AUGGCCGGCAACAUGCGUGGCAGCUACAUGAGUGCGACAGCGGAUGGAGGGAUUUGGGCGCUGCAGGAGCAUAUGGCGAGGGUUAGGGAUUUAAGAGCGAUUUGGGGAUUUCUGUCCACUAGAGACCAAGUCAACUCGGCCUACGAACGCUCACGUGGCCAGCCUAAUAUGCUCUGUACAGCGAAUUCAGCUCCCUCCUCCGGUCCAAGCGACCGCCGCCUCUUCCUCCAGCCGGCCGUGUCGGCCGCGCCCCAUCACCACGCCGGCCGCACCCAGCCUCGCCGACCACGUCUUGUCGCCCGCCGGCCAUGCCUCGUCACUCGCCGGCACUGUCCUGCUCUGUUACCAGCCGCGCCGGCCGAGUCAUGCCCCUUUGCCAACCUUGCCGGGAGGAUUCCGGCAGCUAGAUUGAGGUCAUGCGAGGCCACGACGAGGUCGAACUCGUCCAAUUCAAACCGGCGGCGCACCGUCCAUCGGCCUUUCCGGCGUGCGGUGAUGAAUUCCGACGAGUUUAGGACGAAUUCCGGCAAACUCCACGGCGGCGUGCUUGCUCCGGCGAGAUUUGACUGGCACAAGGAGAAUCUGCCAGAGGGGCCAAAGCACCACCAUCCUGCUCAACCUGCUGCUGUAUCAUCCGCUGCUUCCAGGGGGAGGAGCCGAGCUGGCUGUGCUUCCAAGGAGAGGGGCACCCCAGAAGGUGUCAACAUGGCGGAACAUGGAUUUAGGUUUCGAUUCACUUUCCCUCAACCCGAUUAUGGUGAGUACGGCGCCGAUUUCGGUGAGGAAGAGGAGUAUGUACCAAGGCAGAGGAAACCUCCGCAGGUAAGGAAUGCACUCCGUGAGAAGAGAGUCGCGUUUAGGCAAAAGACUGGGCGGCACCAUGCAGAGGUAGCCCUGCGUAAGUACAACAGAGCAAACAACACCAAGUUUGAGCUGGUGGAGGUACCAGUGAUCCGUGAGUUUUGGGAGUUUGGAGGGGGCUGCAUCCAUUACAACUUCACAGCUAAGCCAGCAGAGGAUCAUCAUCAUCAUUCUGCCGAUGCCGACAGCACCAAGCUCUUCUUCUCUGAGGUCAACUCCGCUUUCCAUGGCGAGACUGAUGUGGUCCUGUGCUGUAUCGUUGGAGAACAUGAUAAUGGGCAUUGCUACGGCUGCGAAGGCUUCAAGCCGACCGUUGUUCACCCCAGCAGCCAAGCAUAUGGUGGUGGUAGUAGUACUUGCAUUGAUUUUGCUGGUUCAGACGGAAGCUCGGAGAGUGAUUAA
Molecule: messenger RNA, 1263 nt
Organism: Hordeum vulgare subsp. vulgare (domesticated barley)
Lineage: Eukaryota; Viridiplantae; Streptophyta; Magnoliopsida; Poales; Poaceae
Exons: 6
Coding region: 1-1263 (420 amino acids)
Source: RefSeq, a predicted model, not a curated record